This is a messenger RNA of Diatraea saccharalis (sugarcane borer), 774 nucleotides long. Lineage: Eukaryota; Metazoa; Arthropoda; Insecta; Lepidoptera; Crambidae. The record is from the annotation of a GenBank genome assembly.
AAGAAUCUGCAGCACAUCAGGGAUGUAUCCACGAUGCCCAAGGCUAUUGUGAAGUGUGGCACCGAGACUUACAAGCUGCCCCCCCUCACUGCAGUCUCGUGCAUCAUCACCUCGGGCUCUUUCAUUCUCGACUUUAAUAUUCAAGGCAUAAGGUUCAGACAUUACGAUUAUUUGUUGAUACUGCCGAACGGUCAUUCGUUUUACACCAAAGAGCCAUUCUCGCCGCUCGUUUGUGAUCAUCACGUCUGCGAGUGGAACUACACCAACUUUUAUGGUGGUCCGUUCAUAAUACCCGGUGAUCCUGGUAUGGGUUUGACGCCGAUACCACCUUUCUUGGAGCAGAGCACUGAAGCUAUACCUCCGUCUACUGAACCCUCGAAUGGCGCGUUCACUGGCAACAUCACUUAUUCAUUAGAGGGUUGCUGGUACAUGUUCCCACCGAACUACGGCUCCAUAGCCGGAGUGAGCUAUCUAGAUCCGCUCUCUGUCAACGAGUACCGGUAUACUUGUCAGGGGUCCAACAAUAAGAUAUGUCUGAUCAGUGUAUUCUCGUACGUGUCGGCAGCAGGGCUUGUACUGGUACCCGCAGUGGAUGGGCUCCCCGCCCCACCACCCGUACCCGCAGUCGGGCGACACUCCCGCGCAGAUGCAGCGCGCCCCCCCCGGGCCCUACUACCCCCACCACCAGCCGAACAACCCGCAAAUGUACUUACCAAAUCAAUAAAUACGAUACCAAUCAUACUAUGCUUUUUAUUUAUGAAACUAUUAGAUUAA